UCACGGCGCCACGACCGCUCUCGUAAGCCCUAUUAAUCUCUCUCUCUCUCGCUCUCCUACUCUUUUUCAGAUUGAAAUCGGCUCUAUCUGUCUGCAACAAGAAGUAACUCCGAAAUCUCGUAGUGUUCAUUGCUCCCCGCGACCGAACAAAAUUACUGAGAAAAAGAGAGAUAUCAAGGCAAACGCGGGCUUCUCUCUAGCUUCGUUCAGCUGCAAAUGGAUCGGUACCAGAGGGUGGAGAAGCCGAGGCCAGAGACGUCUAUUAACGAGAAUGAGAUUCGCAUUACCACUCAGGGAAGGAUGAGGAACUACAUUACCUAUGCCACCACUCUACUUCAGGAAAAGGGAUCUAAUGAAAUCGCUCUUAAAGCCAUGGGCAGAGCGAUCAGCAAGACUGUGAUGAUUGCUGAAUUGAUUAAGAGAAGGAUAGCUGGUCUUCAUCAGAACACAGCAGUUGGUUCUACUGAUAUUACUGACUUGUGGGAGCCUCUAGAAGAGGGACUUCUUCCCCUGGAAACUACUCGCCACGUAUCGGUUAUAACAAUUACUUUGUCCAAGAAUGAACUAGAUACAUCAUCCUCAGGUUACCAACCACCUAUUCCAGCUGAUCAAGUGAAGCCCUGGACUGAAUAUGAUUAUGACGGAGAGGGCUCUCCUAGAAUGCGUGGUAGAGGCCGUGGUGGUCGAGGAAGGGGCAGAGGAAGAGGGAGUUAUAAUAAUGGAGUUGUAGAGUACAAUGGAGAUAAUGGCCUGGAUGGUGGACGAUAUUAUGGAGGCAGGGGUCGAGGUCGUGGAAGAAGCCAUGGCUACCGUGGGCGCGGAAGGGGGUACGGUGGUGGGAGCACGCAGCAGGAAUUCAGUGAUUAUAAUAACUAUGGGAAUAACUAUGGGGGAGGGCCGACUCCUGCACAAGGUCGUGGACGAGGACGAGGACAAGGACGUGGACGUGGACGUGGACGUGGACGUGGACGUGGCUGGGGCAGGGGUCGUGGGCGUGGUCGGGGUUUCAUGUUAGAUGGCCAGGCAAAUGUGAGAGCCCUAGACACGGUAUAAAGUGUGGUUUAGGUUUCUGAGAGUUCUGGAUGCCAGCUCUUCUGAUUUCUUUUCCCGGGGGAAGAAGAGAGAAAAGGCAAAAGAAGGAAAAUUUGGAUUUUCACUUCUUAAUAUAUCUAAACAUUUUAGCUAUAGUGAGUUGCCACAUGUAAUGUGGUGGGGCAUGUUUUGUAGUUUGAAAUAGGAUUUUAGCCAUAGCACAUGAUCUCGUAAAACCGUACCAAGUAAGGUAGGCUAAUUUUUAUUUAAGCGCUUACAAAACUUUGGAACGUUUUUACACCCUCAUCUUUUUCUUUUAGAUAAAUAAUAUAGUACGGAAGUGCAUUACAUUCUUUAA
Juglans regia (Persian walnut) is the source of this 1390-nucleotide messenger RNA. RefSeq lists its product as uncharacterized. NCBI's taxonomy places the organism in Eukaryota, Viridiplantae, Streptophyta, Magnoliopsida, Fagales, Juglandaceae. Gene Ontology annotation, molecular function: RNA binding. The transcript is spliced from 9 exons. The record is from RefSeq and is a predicted model, not a curated record. Bases 217 to 1053 code for a protein of 278 amino acids.